AUGGCGUCCACAUCCAGAGCUCUGGGCAGGCUUUCGGCCCCCUCCAUGGGCGUUGCCCGUCUCCAGACCCAGGCCAUUUCCCGCCUUCUCAGCUCUGCGCCUCGUCGCGCCCUCAUCUCUGAGUCUAGGCAGGUUGCUGUCACUCAGCAGAUCCGUCGCGCCCACACAGAGACCACUCCUGCUCUCCCCGAGCCCCCCAAGGAGCGUCGCCGGUUUCGCAAGUUGAGGUGGCUCUGGAGGGCACCUCUUCUCGCUUCCCUCGCCGGUAUCGCCUAUGUCGGCUGGGGUAUCUACGAGGAGAGAAACCCUGGUCCUCAGGUUGAGCCUGACCCGUCCAAGAAGACCCUCGUUGUUCUUGGCACUGGCUGGGGCUCUGUCUCUCUUCUCAAGAAGCUCGACACUGAGCACUACAAUGUCAUCGUCAUCUCGCCCCGCAACUACUUCCUCUUUACCCCCUUGCUCCCGUCAUGCACGACCGGUCUGAUCGAGCACCGUUCCAUCAUGGAGCCCAUCCGCACCAUUCUGCGCCACAAGAAGGCCAACGUCAAGUUCUACGAGGCUGAGGCCAGCUCCGUUGACCCCGAGCGCAAGGUCGUCCGCGUCCUCGAUACCUCCGAGAUUCGCGGCGACGUGAUCGAGACCGAGAUCCCCUACGACAUGCUAGUGGUUGGUGUCGGUGCUGAGAACGCCACCUUUGGCAUUCCCGGUGUCCGUGAGCACACCUGCUUCCUCAAGGAGAUUGGUGAUGCCCAGCGCAUUCGCAAGAAGAUCAUGGACUGCGUCGAGACUGCCGCUUUCAAGGGCCAGUCCCAGGAGGAGAUUGACCGUCUUCUGCACAUGGUUGUCGUUGGUGGUGGUCCCACUGGUGUUGAGUUCGCUGGCGAGCUCCAGGAUUUCUUCGAGGAGGACAUCAAGAAGCUCAUUCCCGAUAUUGCUGACCGCUUCCGCGUCACCCUCAUCGAGGCUCUUCCCAACGUCCUUCCCAGCUUCUCCAAGCAGCUGAUCGAGUACACCGAGAGCACUUUCAAGGAGGAGAAGAUCGACAUCAUGACCAAGACCAUGGUCAAGAAGGUCACCGACAAGACCGUCGAGGCUGAGAUCAGCAAGCCCGAUGGUACCCGUGAGAAGAUCACUCUCCCCUAUGGUCUCCUCGUCUGGGCCACUGGCAACGCUGUUCGCCCCGUCGUCAAGGACCUCAUGGAGCGCAUCCCUGCCCAGAAGGACUCUCGCCGCGGUCUUGCCGUGAACGAGUACCUCGUUGUCCAGGGUACCCGCGAUAUCUGGGCUGUCGGUGACUGCGCCGUUGCUGGAUACGCCCCUACCGCCCAGGUUGCCUCUCAGGAGGGUAACUUCCUGGCUGGUCUCUUCAACAACAUGGCCCGCACCGAGGUCCUUGAGCAGCGCGUCCGCGAGCUCAGCGGUUCCCUCAACCUUCAGCCUGGCAACGCCGCCGAGAUCUCGAAGGAGAUUGAGGAGCACGAGCGCCAGCUCCGCCGCAUCAAGGACAUCAAGCCCUUCCACUACUCUCACCAGGGUUCUCUUGCCUACAUCGGAAGCGAGAAGGCCGUUGCUGAUGUGAGCUGGUUCAACGGAAACCUUGCCUCCGGUGGCAGCCUCACCUUUCUCUUCUGGAGGAGUGCCUACUUGUCCAUGUGUUUCAGCACUCGCAACCGUCUCCUUGUCAUCAAUGACUGGGUCAAGUCCAAGCUCUUCGGCCGUGACGUUUCUCGCGAGUAG
Sordaria macrospora k-hell is the source of this 1737-nucleotide messenger RNA. The record is from RefSeq and is a predicted model, not a curated record. NCBI's taxonomy places the organism in Eukaryota, Fungi, Ascomycota, Sordariomycetes, Sordariales, Sordariaceae.